AUGGCGGUGAUUAAUAGAGCCGGAAAUGUGAUUACCCUCCUCCUGCUGGUUAAGCUCCAGCUAAUCCUGCUGUUCUCGCUGUCAGUUUCCGGUGAGUUGCCGCAGCUGGACUACGGCAGCUUGUCCGCCUCCCUGGAGGAGGAUGCGAUUGACCCACUCACGGCGAUGGCUCCCUUCGCCAACUCCCUGGUCACCGAGGACUCGGCGCCGCACAAGAACAACGCGGAGCUGCUCGUCAACAGCAGUGAGGAUGAGAGUGCGAGACCGCCGCCAGGAUCCUCGUCCGCGGGACUGGGUGCAUCGGGAGCGGCCGGUGGAUCGGGCAUACUGCUCGAGGAGUUCAACAGCGGCAAACUGAGUGCCGGCGAGGCCAGCAAUACGCUGCCCAUAUUCCUCAUCGAGCCGGAGAGCGUGUUCGUGGUCAAGAACCGGCCGGCGGUGCUCAAGUGCAAGGCCUCCCACUCGCUGCAGGUGAUCUUCAAGUGCAGCGGCAGUUCGCAACCACCGCCGUCCACGCACGAGACCCACGUGGAUCCGCACACCGGGGUCAACAUGGAGGAGGUCACCGCCACCAUCCAUCGCGACCUGGUCGACGAGUUCUUCGGCGACGGACCCUUCAAGUGCGAGUGCCACGCGUGGUCGUAGCGUGGCGUGGUCAAGAGUCAGGCGGCCACCGUGCACAUUGCUUAUAUUCGCAAGUCCUUCAACCAGUCGCCCACCUCGCUGCGCCUGGAGCUGGGCAGUCGGGCGGAACUGCGCUGCGACCCACCCGGCGGCUUCCCCGAACCGAAGCUCACCUGGCACAAGAACAACGCGCUCAUCACGGCGGACAGCGAGCCGGGGAUCACCGUUUCGGCCGGCACACUCCUCUUCCGCCAGGUGGCCCUGCAGCACAUGGCCAACUACAGCUGCAGUGCGGAGAACCUCGCCGGCAGACGCGUCUCCGAUUCCGCCGUGCUCAUCGUUUAUGUCAACGGAGGCUGGAGCACCUGGAGUCCAUGGCGCGAGUGCAAGUGUGCGGGCAAGCCCAGCCAGGGCAGGAAGCGUUCGCGCACCUGCAACAAUCCGAUGCCGUUGAAUGGGGGCGCCCAGUGUCCGGGCCCCCAGAUCCAGAAGUCCGCCGACUGCGCCGCAUGUCCAGAGGACACUCAAAUCGUGAGCCCUGAUGGAUUUGACAUUUCGUCGAGUAAGCGCAUGGCCCGCUGGUCGGCGUGGAGUGACUGGAGCAUCUGCUCCGCGGAGUGCAUUCAAGUGCGUCGCCGGAAGUGCCUGACUCAGGGCCAGACUCAGAUUUCCUCCGAGGCGGAGGAAGCCGGUGAUCUCCUCCUGGGCGCUCCCGGGGUGGGCAUGGCCGCCCUCAUCGCCGCAGCAGGAGCGGGAGCAGGAGCUGGAGUAGGAGCAGGAGCAGGAGUAGGAAGCCCCAGCGAGGCGACUGGCUCCAGUUCCGACAUUAUCCCGGGAUAUGGCAAAUCAUUGUGCGCCGGAAAAGACAUACAAACGGCCGAAUGCCGCGGCGAACAGUGCCAGAUUGGCAAGGAUGAUUUCGAUUGGACGCUCUAUCUGGGAUUGGCCUUCAUAACGGCGGUGUGCUUCGCCUUUGGGACCGCACUGAUCUGCUGCGCUCGCCGUGGCAUCCGCACCAAUCCCCAUUACAACAUGGCCCGUUCAGUAAUGGACGCGGAUUAUAUGCCCGGCGUUGUGGAGAAGAAGGAGAUGCGCAUGCACAUCGAGGCCAGCAACAUGGGAUACGAUUACGUCAAUCCCGGACAUCGUUAUUUGCCCGGCGAGCACAUCAUGGGCAUGGGCAUGGGCAUGGGCAUCGGCUGUGGAGGCGUCACCGAGCACCACUACGACGUGCCCAAUCUGUCCGCCAACUACACCAAUCCCAUAGAUCAUCUGAGCGUGGACUAUCUGUCCGAGACCGGGGAAUCCUCCACAGCUGAUACCUCCAACUCAACCUUCGACAUGAACGGCAAGCUGUCCAUACUCAACGCCUCGAAGAGCAGCACAUACGAGCUGCUGGGAAGCGCAGGAGGACAGCUCCGCCUCUAUGGCGGCGAGCUGCUGCUCUUUGUCCCGGAGCACGCCAUCGGGAAGCACCUCAAGAAGCACGUGUCCUUGCUGCUGCUGAGCGACGAGUGCAGUCGCGUGUCCUGCGCCACCGAGAGCUCCAUUCUGUGCAGCAGCGUGGUGCACAGUGCACCGCGCAACUACAGCUUCGUGAAGCCGGUGAUCCUGAAGAUUCCCCACUGCCUGGUGGCGCCGGAGCAGUGGCAUGUGCACAUCUACCACGCGGACAGCGAACACGACGAGCUGAGUGUCAACUGGCGGCGGGCAGUAUCCGUUGGCGAGGAAACCAUCAACACACCCAUGUUCGUGCAGCUGGAGGCGACGCAUGUGUUCAUUAUGACGGAGCAACUGGGUCACUUCACCGUGGUGGCGGAGCCAAGGAUUCAACAGCCCUCGAUCAAGAUGAAGCUGCUGGCCUUCAGCCAACAUACGCCACCCAGCAACGCGAACUGCAGUUUGCGGAUUUACGUGGUCAAGGACUUCCCCAAUAGCCGCGAUAUCUGCGCCAAUGUGGAGGCCAAGCUGGGUGGCAGUUUUCUUGGCGAGAGCCAGGUCUUUGCGUUCACGCUGAAUAGCCGGAACCUGAACAUCCGGGUGAGAAGCGCGGAUGUGGAGGCAGCAGCUCCCUACGAACACGCCAUACCCUACCAGCACAUCCUCAGCAACAACUCCAUUCUGCACUGCGAGUUCAGCCUGCGGAGGCAGGAUCAGAACACUCUGUGCGUGGACUUUGGCCAGGGCAGCGAGGACGACUACUACACCUUCAACAUUCCAGCGCACUCAAUGAGCGGAUCGGCAGAGGAACUGGCCUCCACCACGAACACCACCAUCUCAAUAGACCGCCAGGGCAACUAUGUGAACGAGAGCUGUGUGAUGGACUUUGUGCAGCUGCCCCAUGCCACAAAGCGUUUGAUCUGCGGCGCCUUGGAUCCUCCCCGGGCCGACGAGCGGGACUGGCGCUUACUGGCCAAGAAGCUGAAUACCGAUCGGUAUAUUGCCUACUUCGCCACCAAAGCCUCGCCCACCGAACAGAUCCUGAAUCUGUGGGAGUGCCGAGCGAAUAGCGGUCCUGGUAGUAGUUCCAACUCAGUUUCACAUACGAUAAUGGCGCUCCUGCUGACGCUCAAGGAGAUGGGUCGUCAGGAUGUGCUGGACAUCAUAGUUGAAACCAUAGGUCCUUUGUGGAUUUAAGGCACGUUCCCUUUCAUACGCUUUAUUGGAAGGAAAUUUAACGGAAGUAUAUAUAUGAUUUUAGUAUUUCUGAAACUAAUAGAAACAGCUUUAAGAGUCAACAUCGAGAAAUUCCAUUCCGCAAAAACGGAAACGAAAAAUGUGUGUUGAAAUCCUAUCAAACUUAGCAAAGUUGAAUGUAUCCGUUUUGAAAGUUUUCCCAGUUUCCCCUAACUUCACCUAUCUUAACCCCGUUUCCAGUGACAAAUCACUAUUUGUUUCCAAAGAUAACUUAUCCAACAAACAAGUAACACCUAAGAACUGAACCACCUGCAAAGUUUGUUAAAGUGAGAUGGGGAAAUCAGCGUGAGGCUCAUGGUCCCUUGUUGUUAAAAACAAAAAAUGUUCAUGAGUUGCCUUUUAUUUACAAAAUGUAUGAACGACGCGAACGAAAAACGAAAUACAAAACGAAACGAAGUGUGGAAAACUGGAAUCGAAAUGAAAAGAAUAUUGAAUCAAAGUGUAGCUGUAGUCAUAGUCACUAAGUUACUGUAGUGUUGUGUUCUAAGGUAACUUGCUCAACGAACUUUGUUCCCUAUGGGUGCCAUGCAUUUUAUACACUAAACAGGAAGAAUGUAGCGUUUAAUUAUACUUGUGGCUUAGCAAACUUAUAGUUUUAAACACAUAACUCUAGCAUUACGAGGGACAAACUGUUUGUGUACGAUACGACAGCUGUAUGAUACGAGUUCACAUGGGGCAGUAGGCCAAAAUACAUAGAGUAAGUGAUGGCCAACUAUGAACCGACAACCGACAAACAUUUAAAUUCAAAUGCGGGAGUUGUAAACUGUUUGCCAAAUCGUUGAAUUUCUCAGCCGACUCUAGGUACGAAUAGUCACUAAAGAAGAGGAGCAUUUAGUAAUCAAAACUAAGCCAUAGCACACAUAUACCCUAAAGUAUGUAGCCUCUCGAAUUAUAUAUAAUGCGUACCCAUAUAUGUAUGUAUAUUUAGUGUAACAUCUAGUAAUAGUUAUAAAACGAAACAACAAAACGAGUAGUUUGUUAGACAUACUCAAGUGAUAACCUUUGUAUUUGUCUUUAGUUGUAAGUCUGAUCCUGUCGUUUAAUCGUUAAUCAAGUAAGCAUUUACAGAACAAUGACGUAUACUUAGUGGCUCAAACAAAAAGUUAAAUAAAAUAAAAACUGCAACAAUAAUUUACCAGCUAGUUCCACACUUUGCAGCACUGGUUGGGGAUUGAUUUCUGCAGGUGACUUCUGUUUGGCCAAUGACUUGGCAUCGGGUAUAAACUCGGCAAUACUGGUACGACUUUUAAUUGGAGUCAGGACCUUGCAAUCAAUGCGAGGUACUUUCUGAGGCUUCGUCAAAAG
Messenger RNA from Drosophila teissieri, 4626 nucleotides. RefSeq names its product netrin receptor unc-5 (gene unc-5). Gene Ontology annotation, molecular function: netrin receptor activity; protein binding. Gene Ontology annotation, biological process: netrin-activated signaling pathway; motor neuron axon guidance. Gene Ontology annotation, cellular component: membrane. The record is from RefSeq and is a predicted model, not a curated record. Lineage: Eukaryota; Metazoa; Arthropoda; Insecta; Diptera; Drosophilidae. The transcript is spliced from 9 exons.